Molecule: messenger RNA, 1083 nt
Organism: Mus pahari (shrew mouse)
Lineage: Eukaryota; Metazoa; Chordata; Mammalia; Rodentia; Muridae
Gene: Slpi
Product: secretory leukocyte peptidase inhibitor
Exons: 6
Coding region: 443-844 (133 amino acids)
Biological process (GO): innate immune response; antibacterial humoral response
Cellular component (GO): extracellular region
Molecular function (GO): peptidase inhibitor activity
Source: RefSeq, a predicted model, not a curated record
GGGAUGCCAAACCCCUACAUAACCGGAAGAAGAGAAGAAAGGCCACUGGCGAGGUCACUUCCAGUACUUGGAGGUGAAAGCAACGUUCCCAUUUACAGCUGAGUAACAGGAACCAAAAGGUAUGUCUGACUCAAAAGUUCAGGCUCUCGAUGACUGUGUGGAACUGCCCAGUGUGUCUUGUUCAAUGUAACCUCAGGACCUAGAACAGCACCUUGAAUGUGCUCUCAGGUGGUUACUCUGAUGGCCUCACGGUCCUGCCUGAAACAGAAAGACCUGCCACCUACUUCUGUAGCAUCAAGACUUCUGUUCUGUGGCUAAGCUUCCUGCCUGUGCAAUAGCGGCAGGGAGGGGCCAAAUGCACGCGCCACUGGGGCCACGCCUCCUGGUAAAGAUAUAAAGAGUGAUCCUUGGGACUGGCCAUCAGAGCUACCCUGCCUUCACCAUGAAGUCCAGCGGCCUCUUACCUCUCACCGUACUCCUUGCUCUGGGGAUCCUGGCACCCUGGACUGUGGAAGGAGGCAAAAAUGAUGCCAUCAAAAUCGGAGCCUGCCCUGCUAAAAAGCCUGCCCAGUGCCUUAAGCGUGAGAAGCCACAGUGCAGUAAUGACUGGGAAUGCCCGGGAAAGCAGAGGUGCUGCCAAGAUGCUUGCGGCGUCAAGUGCAUGAAUCCUGUUCCCAUUCGCAAACCAGUGCUGAGGAAGCCUGGGAGGUGCCUCCAAACUCAAGGAAGAUGCAUGAUGCUUAACCCUCCCAAUCACUGCCAGAGGGACGGGCAGUGUGAAGGCAAAUACAAGUGCUGUGAGGGCUCGUGUGGGAAAGCCUGCCUUCUCCCGAUGGGAGCCUGAUCCCUGCCAUUGGCGAUGGCUCUGGACUCCUGCUUUGUGCUCUGGAAACUACUCCCUGCUCCCAGGCUUCCCGGCUCCGGGUUCCAUGGCUCCCAGCUCCCCGUAUCCCAGGCUUGGGUCCUGUGGACCAGGAUUCCUUCUGCCACUAACAUCUCCUUUUGGCCCUGCUCAGCAUUCACAGAGCUUUAAGGAAAUGCUGUUGGAGAGCAAAUAAAUAAACACAUUCAUUUCUCAAUGCA